This is a messenger RNA of Gongylonema pulchrum, 870 nucleotides long. The record is from the annotation of a GenBank genome assembly. NCBI's taxonomy places the organism in Eukaryota, Metazoa, Nematoda, Chromadorea, Rhabditida, Gongylonematidae.
AUGGUAAUUGUGCAAUUACGUGACAUCAGCCGCUCAAACAGUACGCAAGAAGCGAGCAACUGCAAUGCCGAAUUUGCAGCAAAUGCGGUUCCAAAUAGUCCAGAUAGUCGUGCAGUAGAAAAACACGAAAAAGCAGUGCAUCGCAAGCGGUUGCUUCGGCAGGAUCAUGACUACAAACAGAGAGAAAAUACUGCGAACAGGAAGGCAAUGAAAAAACACAGGGCUUCCGAUGAAGGCUACAAAAUAAGGGAAAGGAUUGCAGAUGCCGAAGCUAAGCAACAACGACGAGAGACAGACUUGGAAUACAGGGAAAAAGAAAGGAUUGCAAAUACUGAAGCAAUGCGACAGCGUCGAGAAACGGACCUUGAAUACCAUGAAAUGGAAAGGAUUGCAAAUGCUGAAGCAAUGCAACACCGUCGGCAGACGGACGUCGAAUACCAACAAAUGGAAAGGACUGCAAAUGCUGAAGCAAUGCGACACCGUCGGCAGACGGAUAUUCAAUACCAAGAAAUGGAAAGGAUUGCAAAUGCUGAAGCAAUGCGACAACGUCGACAGACCGACUAUUGCGAAUCGGAAAGGCUUGUAGAUGCUGAGACAAGGCAACAACGACGAGCGGCAGACGUUGAAUUCCGAGAAAGAGAGAGGGUUACAAAUGCUGAAGCAAUGCGACAACGCAGAGAGGCAGACCUGCAGUACAGAAAAAACGAAAGGGAGAUGAACUUGGAAUCAAUGAGGGUGCGCAGGGCGGAGAAUUUGGAAUACAGACAACGAGAGAGAGAAGCUAAUAGUCGAGCAAUGCGGAUUCGCAGAUGUACCGAUGAAACGGAGAGGGAGCGUCAUGAGAAUGCGUUGGGAAUGCAGCAUCGAUGA